This is a messenger RNA of Stegodyphus dumicola, 942 nucleotides long. RefSeq names its product stromal membrane-associated protein 1. Gene Ontology annotation, cellular component: cytoplasm. The record is from RefSeq and is a predicted model, not a curated record. Gene Ontology annotation, molecular function: GTPase activator activity; metal ion binding. NCBI's taxonomy places the organism in Eukaryota, Metazoa, Arthropoda, Arachnida, Araneae, Eresidae.
AUGUUCAAGUGCCUGCAGCAGAUGGGAAAUAGCCAGGCUCGUGCUGUGUAUGAAGCUAACUUGCCUGAAAGUUUCAGGAGACCACAGACAGAUUCAUCCUUAGAAGCUUUUAUCAGGGCUAAAUAUGAAUUAAAGAAAUACAUAGCUAAGGAAUGGGUUCCGCCUCCUGCUCCCAAACCUGCAUUUGAUAUUGAAGAAGAAAAACGGAAGGAGAGAGAAAAAAAGAAGUCCAAAAAUAAAAGCUCUGCUGUAAUUGAAAUACCUGCUCUGCCUCAACAUCCAACAGCAUUACCUCGACCCCAUAGUACAGGACCUCACAGUCCUUCAUCUAAACCUGUGCAUCAAGAUCCAUCUAAAUCUAAUGCACAUCAAGUGCCUGGAACAGAUUUAUUAAAUUUGGGAGAAGCAAGUGCUGCUAUAGAUGACAACAUUUUUGAUGCAUUCCUUAGUGCACCUGUGACAUCUGUACCUGAGAAAAGUUUACCGACCACACAAACAAUACCUAAUGUAAAUGCAGUUCCCGAAAAUAGUGUUUCUAAUGAUGAAGCAGACUUUUUUAGUCAAAAAUCUGAGACAGAUGUAAACCAAACCAAUAAAAUGACUAAAGAAUCUAUACUUUCACUUUAUGGCUCUAAUGCAUGUCAGAUACCAAUAACUCAGCAUAUUGCACCUGUAUAUGGAGUAUCAGGUGGAAUGUAUCUUGGACAACCAGCAUAUUCCCAAGUAGGUAUGAGUGGAUUUCAAGCUCCUAAUCCUGGGAUUAAUACUUGCAAUACUGGAGCUAAUGUAAGUGCUGUAUACAAUCCAUUUGCUUCUUUUGGUGCUUCUUCUGUAAGACAAGAUUCCAGAACUCAUCCUAAUGUCUGGAUUGGUGGUAGGGAUGAAUCUUUAAUUGUGGCCCAUGGCUUAGGACAGGUUAGGAAAUUUUUAACUCCAAAAUAA